AUGACGACGACUCACCUCGACACAUCAGAGGUCGAUAGCUAUGAUUAUCUCAUUGUGGGUGGUGGCACAGCGGGCUGUGUCAUUGCUUCCCGCCUGGCCGAAUACCUGCCACACAAGAAGGUUUUGUUGAUAGAGGCCGGGCCCAGCGACUUUAUGGACGACCGAGUCCUGGAUCUCAAACAAUGGCUGAAUCUCUUGGGCGGCGAGCUCGAUUACGACUACGGAACCACGGAGCAACCGAUGGGAAACUCUCACAUUCGACAUUCGCGUGCCAAAGUACUGGGCGGAUGCUCCAGCCACAACACCUUGAUCUCUUUCCGCCCCUUCGAAUAUGACUGUCGGAUCUGGGAGUCCCUGGGCGCCAAAGGCUGGACGUUUCCCACGUUCAUGCGCGUGCUCAACAAACUCCGCAACACGGUGCAGCCGGUGCACUCGCGACACCGGAACCAACUGUGCCUCGACUGGGUCGACUCUUGCAGCAAAGCGAUGAACAUCCCCGUUGUGCACGACUUCAACCGAGAAAUCGCGACGACCGGCGCCCUGAAGGAGUGCGUCGGCUUUUUCUCCGUCAGCUACAACCCGGACGACGGGCGCCGGUCCAGUGCGAGCGUCGCCUACAUCCACCCGAUUCUGCGGGGCGACGAGCAGCGACCGAACCUCAAGAUCCUCACCAACGCGUGGGUGUCCAAGAUCAACGUGCACAACGGGGACACUGUCACGGGGAUCGACCUGACCCUCCAAUCCGGCCAGAAACUGACCCUGACCGCGCGCACGGAAACGAUCCUGUGUGCUGGUGCCGUCGACACGCCGCGCCUGAUGCUAUUGUCGGGCUUGGGCCCUGCAGAGCAACUCUCAUCUCUCUCCAUCCCCGUGGUCAAAGAUUUGCCUGGCGUGGGCGAGAAUCUGCUCGAUCACCCAGAAACCAUCAUCAUCUGGGAACUGAACCGGCCCGUACCACCGAACCAGACGACCAUGGACUCGGACGCCGGCAUCUUCCUGCGUCGUCAACCGGCCAACGCGGCGGCCCAGAAAGCGACGCCGACCAACCCCGCGGCAUUGCCGGACGACAACAUCGCGGAUGUGAUGAUGCAUUGCUACCAGAUCCCCUUCUGCCUGAACACGACGCGGCUAGGCUACGACACACCCAUCGACGCCUUCUGCAUGACACCCAACAUCCCGCGGCCCCGGUCCCGCGGUCGACUGUACUUGACCUCCAACGACCCGAGCGUCAAGCCGGCCUUGGAUUUCCGCUAUUUCACCGACCCCGAGGGCUACGACGCCGCCACAUUUGUCUUUGGGCUUCGGGCCGCGCGCAAGAUCGCCCAGCAGGCGCCGUUCAAGGAUUGGAUCAAGCGCGAGGUCGCGCCCGGGCCGGAGCUGCAGACAGACGAGGAACUGAGCGAGUACGCCCGCCGCGUCGCUCACACGGUCUACCAUCCCGCGGGCACCACCAAGAUGGGCGACGUGCGGAAGGACAAGUUUGCCGUGGUGGAUCCGGCGCUGAAAGUGCGUGGGCUCAAAGGGCUCCGCAUCGCCGACGCCGGCGUCUUUCCUGCCAUGACAACCAUCAAUCCCAUGCUGACGGUGCUGGGCAUUGGUGAGAGGUGUGCUGAGAUGGUGGCUGGGGAGGCUGGAUGGAAGGAAGACGGCGAUUCGAUUAAAGCGAGGUUGUAG
Capronia epimyces CBS 606.96 is the source of this 1674-nucleotide messenger RNA. Its product is annotated as choline dehydrogenase. Bases 1 to 1674 code for a protein of 557 amino acids. The transcript has 3 exons. NCBI's taxonomy places the organism in Eukaryota, Fungi, Ascomycota, Eurotiomycetes, Chaetothyriales, Herpotrichiellaceae. Gene Ontology annotation, molecular function: oxidoreductase activity, acting on CH-OH group of donors; flavin adenine dinucleotide binding. The record is from RefSeq and is a predicted model, not a curated record.